This is a messenger RNA of Larimichthys crocea (large yellow croaker), 2879 nucleotides long. RefSeq names its product p21 protein (Cdc42/Rac)-activated kinase 5 (gene pak5). The transcript has 12 exons. The record is from RefSeq and is a predicted model, not a curated record. Gene Ontology annotation, molecular function: protein serine/threonine kinase activity; ATP binding. Gene Ontology annotation, biological process: cytoskeleton organization; protein phosphorylation; apoptotic process. The coding region runs from base 332 to 2680 and encodes 782 amino acids. NCBI's taxonomy places the organism in Eukaryota, Metazoa, Chordata, Actinopteri, Sciaenidae.
UCUCACAUCGGGAGUUAUCAGAGCGUGCAGGCAGGGAGAGUCAAAGCAGCAGCUAGGCUAGUAGUAGUAGUAGUAGUGGUAGUAGCAGUUCGCUGGGGGCUGCAGAGGGUCCUGGAUCUGACCUGAUUUGUCAAUUCGAUAACUUCACUGAAGUGUCGCUCCUCCAGGGAAUCAUUGGCUUAUAAUUUAGCAAUCAUGAUUCGGGCAGGGGACUCGCUCUUUCAUGUUUUGUGGAAGGAUAAUUAGGGCGCCUAAUGGAUUUAUCAGGAGUGCAAUUUGACAUCAAAGUGCAACAUCUGAGGAGGCUCUGAUUGUCCUGAGCUGUCUCUCCAUGGCUUAUCCAGAGCACUUUGAUUGGCUGAAAGAAAUCGUCAGUUUUUUGCCAGGUUUGCCAGGGUUUUCCAGCAUGUUUGGGAAGAAGAAGAAACGGCUGGAGAUCUCCGCCCCGUCUAACUUUGAGCACCGGGUCCACACGGGCUUCGAUCCGCGGGAGCAGAAGUUCACCGGGCUGCCGCAGCAAUGGCAGAGCCUCCUGGCGGACACUGCCAACCGCCCCAAGCCCAUGGUGGACCCCUCCUACAUCACCCCCAUCCAGCUGGCACCAAUGAAGAUAUCUCCCAAGAAAGUCCGGUCCUCCGAAACGCCGUUGCCCAAAACCAUCGUUCGAGGAAACCGGCCACCCAAAGAUGCAUCCAUCAACGGUCUGCUGGAGGAGUUUGACAACAUCUCAGUAACACGCUCCAACUCCCUGCGUAAAGAGAGUCCACCAGGUCCCCACCAGGCUGGAAGCAGCUCCAAACCCUCCAGCAGUGGUCAUCCCAACGCCCCAGAAGAGAAUGGAUUCAAUCAUUACUACUCCCGCUACUCCUGUGAUUUAGACACCUCCAGCAGGGACUUCUCUCUUGAUCCCAGCAGGCCAGGCUUCUCCAUAGAUGGGGACUGGGCAGUUGGGAGGCACUAUAGAUUCACCAAGCAGAAUGGUCACUCACACCCCAUACGCAGCCCCUUCUAUCCGGAUGCCAUGCCCCAAAAAUCAGACUAUGGCAAGCUUCCCCCGGACUACCACACCUACCUGGAGAGCAAAGGGCGCUCAGCGGAUGAGGUGGCCUCCACGGUGGGGAGUGGGGUGGGCUCCAGUGGCUAUUAUCGGGCAUCUGUGGGUGGCUCAUCCAGUCAGGACUACAGGGACACUUCAGUAGGCACGCCAUCUCGUGCCUCACUACACAGCGAGCAGAUCAACUACCCAGACAGUGAGUGGAGCUAUGGUGGCUUGCGAGACGAAUAUGAAAAGCGACCCAAGAGUUCCUAUGUGACGCAGACCAGCCCCACGCCGGCUAUAAGGCAGCGAUCUCGGUCAGGCUCUGGGCUGCAGGAGCCAAAUGUCCCCUAUGCAGCCAGCGGAGCUUUCAAGAAUCUACCACAGGCCCACUCAUACAGCUCCUACACCUACCCUCGCCUCUCAGAGAGUCUUGCUAACUCACAGACCUUAGCCAAGGGUGACUACGAGCAUCCUUUACGUGACGGCAGUCCCCAGGUUACGGGUGGUGACACCUACCCUAGAGGGCCUCUCAAGCAACCACAGAGCCAGAUCAAGCCACCAGGCUACCCCCCAGUACACCUACCAUACCCUCCUGUCUUUCACCAUUACAAACCAUCACCCUAUCACCACCCCCCUUCUCAGCCCAGCCCACCGUACACCCCGCAGGGGGCUUACUCACAGCCUUCAUCACCUUAUAUACCCCCGGGAGCCUACCCGCCUCCAUCCUGGGGGUCCAGCUCUGACACUCAACCCUCCAGAGUCUCUCAUGAGCAGUUCAGAGCUGCACUUCAGCUGGUGGUCAACCCAGGCGACCCUCGGGAAUACCUGGACAGCUUUAUCAAAAUCGGUGAGGGCUCCACGGGUAUCGUGUGCAUCGCCAGCGAGAAACACAGCGGCAAGCAGGUGGCUGUGAAGAAGAUGGACCUCAGGAAACAGCAGAGGAGAGAGCUGCUCUUUAAUGAGGUGGUCAUCAUGAGGGACUACCAUCACGAGAACGUGGUCGACAUGUACAACAGCUACCUGGUGGGAGACGAGCUGUGGGUCGUCAUGGAGUUUCUCGAAGGCGGGGCGCUCACUGACAUCGUGACUCACACCAGGAUGAACGAGGAGCAGAUUGCUACAGUGUGUUUGUCGGUGCUGAGGGCUCUGUCCUACCUGCACACACAGGGCGUCAUCCACCGCGACAUAAAGAGCGACUCCAUUCUCCUGACCAGUGACGGCAGGAUCAAGCUAUCAGACUUUGGCUUUUGUGCCCAAGUUUCCAAAGAGGUGCCCAAGAGGAAGUCCCUCGUGGGCACACCCUACUGGAUGGCACCAGAGGUCAUCUCCAGACUACCUUAUGGGACUGAGGUGGAUAUCUGGUCUUUAGGCAUCAUGGUGAUCGAGAUGGUGGACGGAGAGCCCCCCUACUUCAAUGAACCCCCUCUGCAGGCCAUGAGGAGGAUAAGAGACAACCUUCCCCCACGGCUAAAAGAGUCACACAAGGUGUCCUCUGUGCUGCGGUCCUUCCUGGACCUCAUGCUGGUGAGGGAGCCCUCGCAGAGAGCCACAGCCCUGGAACUACUCCAACACCCCUUCCUCAAGCUAUCUGGACCCCCUUCCUGCAUCGUCCCCCUCAUGAGACACUAUCGCCACCGCUGAUCUGCUGGCCAAGAAAAACACCUGCCCUCCUCUACACUAAAAACACACACAUACACACACACUACCAGGGUGGCACUGCCCUCACCCAGCCAAAACACCCCCACCGCUUGGUGGCAAGCCACUGACACUCACACCUGUAACCGUGAAGUAGAUUAGCUAGAGGAAUAUCUAAGAAACACAUUUAAAGAAAAAAAAAAAA